CUGUCUUUUUCUCAGUCUCGAGAAGAAGUCGCUGGCUGAAGGAGCUCGCCUUUUAUUUCUCACUCUCUUUCUCACAGCCCACCGCUCUGGUCGUUUUUUUUCUCUGCUCCUUCCAAUUGUUGAAAAUUUUCAAGUCCCCACUUAAUCUAAAUUCCAAGUAGUAUCGUACUUCCCACAGACUCCAUCAUGGACAAAGUUGAGCCUCCCCCCACUUUGGAUAACCCAUCAAGCAAAGUGAAGACGGAGGAGGAGGAUAUUCUCACUGACGACGAUGACGAAACUGUUGUCAUUAGCCUUACUACUGGGGAGCAGGCUACUGACGAUAAGAACGAUAUUGCCCCCCUUAUUGACGUUCGUGACAAUGAGCCGCCGCACCGAUCUGCUGGUCCUUCAACCUCCAAAGUUCAACUUCCACGCAAAAGGGCCAAGGUCAAUAGACGAAGGAAUGCUGCUAAGGUGAAGGCGGAAGCAACGGAUACGAAUUCCAGUAAACCAAAACCAGAUGAAGGGGAGGAAGAGCCUGAAGAAGACGAUGAAACUCUGGAUAUGGCUGAAACGUAUGCGGACUAUGUCCCACAGAAAUGGAGAGAUGGGAAACCACACCCCGACCCUAUUGUGGAGACGGCGUCAUUGAGCGGAGUCAGCAUGCCAGAUAUUAGUCAUACUUUGAGUAUCCCUAAAGCAGUGAUUAACCAGGGUCUUUUGUCGGCGCCCCAACUUGAGGCUAUCGUGUAUGCUUGCCAACAACAUGAAUUCUUCCUGGCUAGCGGAGAAAGGGCCGGUUAUCUAAUUGGUGACGGGGCUGGUGUGGGAAAGGGUCGAACCGUCGCUGGUAUUAUAUACGAAAAUUGGCUCAAUGGACGGAAGAAGAGUCUUUGGAUCUCUGUGUCGGCAGACCUCAAAGAAGAUUCUACCCGGGACUUGAAAGACAUAGGGGCAGCAAAAAUUGAAGUGCAAGCCUUGAGCAGCUUCAAAUAUGAGAAGAUCAGACCGGAUAAAUUCAAGAAUGGAGUUUUGUUCAUGACCUAUACUGGAUUGAUUGGCAAAACCAGUAAGCGAGGAAAAUUCAAUACACGAUUGACUCAAAUAAUUGACUGGCUUGGCAAAGAAUUUGAUGGAGUGAUUGUAUUCGAUGAGUGCCAUCGAGCCAAGAAUCUGUGUCCCACCAAGACCAAAAACCCAACAAAGACUGGAAUUGCUGUUGAAGCACUUCAAAGCAGUCUUCCUAAGGCUCGAAUUGUUUAUGCUUCUGCAACGGGAGCUUCCGAACCUAAGAAUAUGGCUUAUAUGACGCGUCUGGGGAUUUGGGGGCCGGGGACUGCUUUUAAAGCAUUUAGUGACUUCAUAGACUCGAUCGAAAAAAGAGGAAUUAAGGUUAUGGAAUUAGUUGCGAUGGAUAUGAAGCUUCGUGGUGCUUACAUUGCUCGUCAACUGAGUUUCAAAGGGGUCACCUUCAAAAUUGAAGACGUCCAACUGAACUUAGAGUUCGUGGAUAUGUAUAACCAAUCAGUAAAUCUGUGGGUGGAAGCAAUGGGGAAGUUUAUCGACGCAAUAGACUUGCUGGAACUUGAUGGGAGAACCAGAAGAGUAAUUUGGUCGCAAUUUUGGGGCAGUCAUCAACGGUUUUUCAAGUAUCUGUGCAUUGCUGGGAAAGUGAGCCGUGCCAUCGACAUUGCAAGAGAGGCCGUGAUCGACGGGAAAUGUGUCGUAAUCGGAUUGCAAUCGACAGGUGAGGCGAGAACUGCUGACGAAUUCGAAACUCGAGAUGAAGAGGAACCGGAAGACUUCAUUUCAACUGCAAAGGGAGUUUUCCAAAACCUUGUGGAAAAACAAUUUCCGCAUAUAAAAGUCAACACUACUCCACCAGCCACCAGGAGAAAUUCUCGAAAGAAACCCGUGAAUACAAAAUACAAUGUAAAAAGGGAGAGAUUUGAUGAUUCUGAGUCUGAUUCUGACGCCGGAUCAUCCUACAACGCUAUGGGUUUCUUCAAUACUUCAGCAGCAGUUUCCGGAAAUGAUUCUGAUUCCGAAAGUUCGGCAAACACUGACACAGGAAGCUACAAUGUUGGUGGACGAAAGCGCAAAUUAGGAAGUAAGGCUCCAAGGAAUACCGGGGCAAAUUCUCCUCUUCCGUUUAUGCCAGGUGAGGCUUCGCUACAGCAAGUUGCACGAGACCGCAAAGAACUUUUAGAAAAGAUUGAAGCGCUGGGAAACGUGCUGCCCAAGAACUCGUUGGACCAACUCAUUAAUGAGUUAGGUGGUCCUAGUCAGGUUGCUGAGUUAACAGGACGAAAGAUGCGAUUGGUACAAUUGGAAAAUGGAAAAAUCGACUACCAGUCAAGAAUUGAGGUGGGCGUUACAACGAGCCAGAUAAAUUUAACGGAGAAACGGCGUUUCAUGGACGGAGAGAAACUAAUUGCCAUCAUUUCAGAAGCCGCUUCUAAUGGCAUCAGCCUCCAAAGUGAUCGCAGAGCUAAGAAUACUCGACCAAGGGUUCACAUCACCAUCGAACUGCCUUGGAGUGCGGAUAGAGCAAUUCAACAAUUUGGUCGUACUCACCGAAGUAACCAAGCAAAUUCUCCCGAGUAUGUUUUCCUGAUUUCCGCAAUCGCUGGCGAAAGAAGGUUUGCAUCCGUAGUGGCAAAAAGGCUAGAGAGUCUUGGAGCUUUAACACAUGGUGAUCGCCGUGCCACGAAAACCAGAGAUUUAUCCCGAUUCAACGUGGAUAGCAUCUAUGGGAGAAAAGCUUUGCAAGAAGUUAUGACAUCUAUUCGAUCCGCAUCAAUUUCGGGAUUGGCAGCCAAUCCUCCCAGUUAUGUUGGAAACUUCAUUGAAGAUGUUACUAAUGGCUUAGUUGGAGUUGGCUUACUAGCGGAUGAGGACGGAAGGUUUGCGUCCAGCACUUCGGAAAUUGGGGCACCAAAUAUCAGCAGAUUCCUUAAUCGAAUCUUGGGAAUGCAUAUUGUUUUACAAAAUGCUUUGUUCACAUUCUUCACAAGCAUCUUGGCAUCCUUGAUUUCAGAUGCUAAGAAAAAUGGGCGCUUUGAUAUGGGGUUGCUAAAUUUAGGAAAUUCGGAGUCGGACAAAACUGAACUACUUUCGACUGAAACGUUCACUCGGAAACAUUCCACCGGCUUGGGAACAAUUGCGUUACAUAAGGUUUCGGAUGAUAGAGGCAUCAGCUGGGAAGAAAUUCAUCAGCGAGCUCAAAAUAUGAGAGGACCAGAUAAUGGCUUCUAUUUGACAAAGAAUGAUGAUCCCCAGAAAAGACGAGCCGUUUUUGUACAAGGUGACGAGUUUCCUGUGCACACGUCGGACGGUGAUAUCAUCCAAUAUUAUACUGUGUACAGACCUCAUCUCGGACUUGAUUUGAGACGUGACACGUUGCACGAGAUAGAAUCGAAGUAUACAAAAACCACAGCCGAUAAGGUCAUACAAAUUUGGGAAAAUCAAUACCGUGACUCUGCGAAGUACUGUACACAUGAGUAUUGGUCAUAUUCCAGGACAUGUAAGAACAAAAUGAUUGGAUUGGAGUGUGAGUAUGGAAUGAGGAAACGCACUUAUCACGUUCUCAGCGGGUCAGUGCUGUUGUGCUGGAAUGCCGUGGAAGCUGUUCUAGGAACCAGUGAAGAUAAGAAGCCGAAAAUUCAGAUAGUUCGGGUCCAGUUUAUCGACGGAAUGAAAUUUGUCGGAGUUCUCAUUCCCACGGAAUGUGUGGCAAGCCUGAGAGCAAAGCUGUCACAAAAUGGGAAACAACCCUUGAAUCCAAAUCCAUGGGAGGACGACUCAUUGUCAUUUCCUGAGGUGUAUGAUGCUGACAACCAGUCGGAUUCGGAAUAAUUUGUGUAUUAAUAAUAGUAUUAAUUCCUCAAUUCCUUUUUUCAUUUAACGGGCCAAUGAAUUAUUGUACUCUUUAUUAAAUUCUUGUUCAUUAUGUUGCACAGUUGAGAUAUUUAAUAAAUUGAGAUAAAUAACGUA
Messenger RNA from Folsomia candida, 3978 nucleotides. RefSeq names its product protein strawberry notch homolog 1. Lineage: Eukaryota; Metazoa; Arthropoda; Collembola; Entomobryomorpha; Isotomidae. The record is from RefSeq and is a predicted model, not a curated record. Gene Ontology annotation, molecular function: histone binding; chromatin DNA binding. Gene Ontology annotation, cellular component: nucleus. Gene Ontology annotation, biological process: regulation of DNA-templated transcription. The transcript is spliced from 17 exons. Bases 187 to 3840 code for a protein of 1217 amino acids.